This is a messenger RNA of Marchantia polymorpha subsp. ruderalis, 2012 nucleotides long. The record is from the annotation of a GenBank genome assembly. Lineage: Eukaryota; Viridiplantae; Streptophyta; Marchantiopsida; Marchantiales; Marchantiaceae.
AAAUAUAUAUAAUAAUUUUAUUUUGGAUCAGACAAAGAUAAGAUUUUCUUAAAAUCCACAAGUCAGCUCUUCAUUCAUCGCCAAAAUGAGCGCUCGGCUCGAGGUCGAGUUUCCCUUGCAAUGGACAUGAUCUGACUGGAAUGUCCAGCUUCAGGUGAGGCUGGUGCCAUUUUGUAGGCACAUUUAGGAGUCAGAUCCUUUUCAGUCAGCCCGUGAAUAAAGUCUCACACUGUCACUUACUGAGAGCUCGAAGGUGGCCGUGGGAUGUACGACGAGACCCUCGAUCGGUCGGCCGCUCAGCUCUUCUAUCGAUCCAAUGUGGUUGACCUUUCUCCAUGAGAAUGAGAGUAUCAUGCUCAGGGUACACGUUCAGGCUCCAGGCUCCGUUCCAAAGUUACAAGAUCCUUGCUUCCCUUCCCAAGAUUGAGCAAUGUCAUCUGACAGACAGAUUCAGACGAUGCAGGUGAUCCCAGUUCUUUCGGUGCACAGAGACCUGACGUUUUCGAUUUCCUACGAGAAUGAUGGACUGGCAUAGAAGCUGGCAAUGUGAGAGAGGGCUCAGUGUGAUGAAAUGGACCGAGGACUUCAACUUGAAUCGAGGCCACGAUUCAAGUGAAGUUGACUUCAGCUCGCACAUUCACACGGGUGACGGUGAAGGUGCAAGCUGCCAGUUUGACAAUCCGAUGAGAGAACCGGUGACAGUGAUCAUGAGAAACAUACAGGGCUUUUGUCAUGGUUGGUAGUGCCCGAUUGGGCUUGCAAAAGGAGUGCUUCAUUUGGACUCGGAAUCUAGCCGCCUCUCGAGCAUCGAUUGUGUUUUCACACCAAACUACAUCCAGUGACUGAUCGAGCCAAAAUUAUGGAUCGUAUGGAAAAGCAAGAGUGAGUCGUGCAAUCUCGUCACUCGGGCUGGAUCGGAUUUUGAUCCAAGGCCAGCAGGGGCCAGGGCGACCUGCGCAUCAGACGAAUGGCUUCGCUGCAGCUUGGAAGUCGCCAUGAGGGCGACCUGGCGAGUCAAGCCUACGGAAAAUUAGCACAUCAAUGUGCUCACGAGUAUUACUGUGACAGAUGCCUACACUGCAGGAAUCUUAGAACCAUUCAACUCUAUUCACACAUAUGAUUUUAUGCGGUUGUCCAUCAUUCUCAAUGAUACUCGCCUCCACAAGUUCGUAUAUGCAUGAAGACCGGUCCACCCUCACCCUCAGCCAUGGCAAGUGGGCACUCUGCGGUCUCACCGUCUGCUGUCGCUCAUACAUUGAAGAAGCUUGCGGAACAUGACUCGAGCUACAUGAAGCCCAGGUUGCAGAACAUCCUCCUCCUCUCUCAGAAGCCUCUUCAUGUACCCAGUAGAAUCUGAUACAAAUCAAGCUCAAGCACACUACGCAACCUACACCAAAUUAACAGAUCUCAACGAGUUGGAUGGUCAGCCUGUAGAUCUAACUAAUCCACGAGGCCAUAUGGUGCACAGAGCAAUCAGUGCACCAUAUGAUAGAUCCGGAACCGAUCUGGUGAAUAAUAUUUUCAUUGAGUCGGAUUGUCAUUAUUCCCUGGUACGACUGUGGCGGCGGCGGUGGUGAGGUGCUAGUGGCUUCAGUAAGUGCGAUGUGCUCUGAUUGGAAGCCGUGUCCUUCGGAUCUGAACAAGACAAGGAGCGAGUCAGUCGAUGGAUCAUGUCGUCCGGCGGUGAAUUCAUUCUGUGCAGUUUUAUGCUCCAGAUUUAUGGCUUUUUCUUGCAGAAACACGACACGGCAGUUGAGCUGACUGUCCAACUCUCCAGCUCGUAGCAAACAAGGCAAACCUGCUGAAGUAGUUCGUCCACACUCCCAUCGGUUGUGGAGUCUGCCUGCCAGGGAUUCAACACGCCAUCGCUCAAUCCCCAAAAUGUAAAGUCCUUCUUUUCCUACUACGCCAUGGCAUGUCAGUUCUUACGACGUAUGUGUCGAACAAGAAUGUAUGCAUGUAAUUUUUCUGUAUCUAUUUCAUGACAUCGCAUCAAACUUAUUAUUAGACGA